Mytilus trossulus (common blue mussel) is the source of this 3674-nucleotide messenger RNA. RefSeq names its product leucine-rich repeat and IQ domain-containing protein 3-like. Gene Ontology annotation, molecular function: protein binding. The coding region runs from base 105 to 2471 and encodes 788 amino acids. NCBI's taxonomy places the organism in Eukaryota, Metazoa, Mollusca, Bivalvia, Mytilida, Mytilidae. The transcript is spliced from 6 exons. The record is from RefSeq and is a predicted model, not a curated record.
AGAUUUGUCGUUGUUGCGGGCAACGUUUACAAAUGGCGGCCACUAGCCAAGGUACAGAUGAUCAAGGUUAAGUCCAGUAAGCUGACCUAAACAAAACAGUCAACAUGGUUAGCAUACCUGACUGGUCGAAGUUCUCCCGGGUGCAUGACACAUUAAAAGAGCCAGGGAACAUACUGAUGAAUAAGUAUUACAAACAACGGGAAGAGGAGACCAUAAGACUAGCGGAGGAACAUGGAUACUUCCUGGUCCCCACUCAGGGAUACCUCAUUAAAAACAUGGGUCCUUUGAAUGGGCGACGGGUGAAGGAUACAAACAAAAUAUAUCUUGUGAAGCUUGUUGGUGUUCAUCUGAGGAAAAUUGGAGACAUCUCAUAUUGUAUUAACUUGAGGAUCUGCAUCUUGCAUAAUAAUUUCUUAACAAAAAUUGAUGGCCUUGCAACCUGUCGUCAGUUGAUUAAGCUGGAUCUUCAUUCAAAUCAGCUAACAUCUGUACCAGGGAUUGCUUUUUGGUCAUCACUGCGGCAUCUGAGGUUUUUAUUGCUGCAUGAUAAUCCUCUGGGGAAGUAUGAAACAUUACAAAACAUUGCUACAUGUCCAAGUCUUAUGGGCCUUACAUUGUACGAUACACCACUUGGACUGAAGAGGAAUUAUCGGCACCAUGUUGUCAACAGUAUUUGGUCACUUAAGGCUUUAGACCAUUAUGUAAUAUCAGAUGAAGAGAUAAUUGAAGAUGCAAUAUUUGGUGGAAGAUUUUGUACAUUGAAUGAAGAAUUUAAGAUCAACCUUUGCCCACCAUGGUAUGAGGAUGGAACAUUAGAGGAAGAAAUGGCUCUUUUAAGGAGGACAGAAGCAGAAAUUAAUAAGAUAAUGGCUCACCAUUCACCAGUCCUUAUAAUUCAAAGACACAUUAGAGGCGUUUUAACAAGAAAAAGGUUUGGCAGCUUUGGUAAAUCCAAAGGUUACAGAUCAGUUGAGAUGCCUCAUACCUCUGAUGCUGUACCUCCGCCACCCUCAACCUCACCUGCCUUUACUCUGUGUAACCAGGAUUUAUCUGUAGGAACCAGUGCUGAAUUUGACUCCUAUAACAAAAAUCGUAGACCAGAAUCCUCGGCACCAAGUGAUAUAACAGAAAUACACACUUCUUCAAAGGUGAAUGAACCAUAUCCCACACCACAGCCUCAAACACCUCAUACCCAAGAUGAAAUUGAGUCUCCAAAGAAGAAGAAAAACUUACUGAUAAAUCUAGCUAAGUUACAGUCAGGAACUUUUUCAACAUUGUAUGAUGAGGCAAUUGCCAUAGAAACUAUUUUACCAGAACUAACCUUUGAAAGCGUUUCAACCCCUUUAGAGACAAAGAGAUAUAGAAGGAGGAAGAAAUCAGAGCAGCAGAAGAGAAUUGUGAAAAGUGUCAAGCAGUUUUUUGGACCAGUUGUCGACUCAGCAGAUCAACAGGAACCUGAGAAAGAGGUAGAUGAUGACACACCAAUAACACAAUAUCGUCUGAGGGGUGUUCGGCCAGAAACAGGAUAUAUUGAUGCUAAAACUCAGCUCAUUUUGUAUAACCAGGAAGCUGGAAGGAUGGUAAGAGAUGCUGAAGAUGAAAUACACAUAAGAACUAAUAAUAUGCCAAGACCUAAAAUUUCGCCAAGAAAAAAUAUUAACAAUGACCAAAGAAUUUUUGCUCGUGUUCAUGGCACUAUGGGUAUUUCUAGUUUGCUAGCUGUGCAUCAAGCUUAUCGAGAUAGAGAAAAGGCAGAAAGGUCUGCUGCAAGAAUAGAAAACAUUUUAAAGUUACAUGAUGAAAAAGAUCGAGCAAAGGAAAGAAUUAGAUUGUUUAAUGAAGAAAAAAGAAACCAAGCUUUACGAAAAAGAGACCAAGAAAGAGCCAAUAUGUUAGAAGCUUUAGAAAGACGUGAAAUUAGAAGGUUAAGUUAUUUAGAUAAAAGGCAUGAUAUUAAAGCAAGGUCAUCAGAAAUGUCAAGAACAUUCAAAGCUGACUUUACAUUUAUUACAGAAUUCAGUACCCAGCAUACAUCUGUAUCAAAUGCUUUAAUGCGACACGACAAACAAACAAAACAGGAAGAUCGUGUUGCAGCAAAAUCAGAUUUGGUUUCGAAUUUGAAAACAACAAAACAAGACCAAUCAGAUAUAGUAAAAAAGUACUUAGAGCAUCGUCAGCUAAUGAGGCAGACGGAAUCAUCAUUUGCCAAAAAUGAACUUGAUUCCAGAAUGCUACAAGAAGCAAAUGAAAGAAUCAUGGAAGCAAAAAUAAGGGUGGCUCAACAAAAGCAAAGAAAAGAGACUGUUAAAACCUUUUAUCCUCUUCCUCAAACAGUAACUCCUGCACCAAAUGUAGACACUUCUGAGAGGCUAUCAGCACCUCCACGAUACACUCCAGGGGCUACUCAUUUUGAGGCAAAUGCUUUACUAGCCGAAGGACGUAUUGGAAAACACCAUACAAUGAUUUUAUGAGAUUAUACUUUGCUCUUCCUUUCUAUGUUUUGUGAUCAGAUUUAUCAUUUUUUGUUCAUGAUGAACAAACUGUGCAUGAAUUUAUGUACCAGAAUGAGUGGUCACUUGAAAGUUGGUAAAUAUUGUGAAAGUGUUUCUCCUACAGGUAUGACUUUUUAAAAAGCAUGCCAGGAGUACAAUAAUGAUUUCAUUUAUUAAACAAAUGAUUCUUUCAAUUAAAUCAGAAUAACCACAAUGUAAAAUAUAAAGUGAAAUAAAUCACAAAAAUAACACCAAGUGAGAAUAUUGAAGAAACUUGAUACAUGUAGUAUGUAUAGAGCUAUUCCAGAAAUAAAAUAUAUAUAGGGGUUUGGAGACACUUAUUUUUUUUUGCAUGGGUGGGAGCAGGUCAGUAAGAUCAAAUUGUAUGGUUUUGCAUGCAAAGUAAAGUGCAAUUUUAAGGGUGAUGGGUGAUGACCAUAAAAAAAAGUGCCUUCAACCCCCUCCCACAUACUGUUGUUUUCUUGAAUAGCCCUUAGUCAUAUUGUGCUAUCUUUUUUGUUGUACAUGUAUUUAUAUAUACCAGGGUACAUUUAAACUAUUUUAAAGUCAAAAUAUAUUUUCUAAGCAUUGAAUUUUCAUAAGCCAGUUUCAUUGUCAAAAAAAGUUUUAUUUUAAAGCUUACAUCUUUAGAUUUAAAAAAAAAAUCUAAAAUUAGGAACAUGAUCCUAUAUAAAAAAAAAGAAGAUAUUUUUUUCUCUUUUGAUCAAUUUUUAUUUUUAUUGGAAUGUAUAUAAGAAGAGAUGAUGAGUCAAAUCUUAUUUUGAUGACAAAUGUGAAAAUAUGAUUUAGCUUGAGGAAAGUGUGAUGUGUUAUUUAAAAUAAGAAUUGUUUGAAUUAAAAAAGAAAAGAACAAAAGCUUCUAGACAAACUAAACAUAAAAAUUACCAAAACUAUAAGAAUUGAAUCUCAAUAUAUAUUUUCAAAAACUGUCACAUAUUGAUAUUUCACCUAACUACUUAACUGUGAUUAAUCUAUUUUCUAUAUGUUUGACAUUAUUGGCAGUGUAUUCUUUCAGUUCUGCCCAGUCAUUCUAGGCCAGACUGAAUUCUAGAUUCAAUCACCAUAAUGAAUAAUUAAGAUUUCAAAAAGAAACACUAUGUUCUUGUGUUCAUCACAAGUUUAUGUGCCAGUCCCAAGUCGAGGGUUCUUCUCACAAAAAUA